Megalobrama amblycephala (Wuchang bream) is the source of this 1009-nucleotide messenger RNA. It is a transcript of the gene tmem14ca, whose product is annotated as transmembrane protein 14Ca. The transcript has 5 exons. NCBI's taxonomy places the organism in Eukaryota, Metazoa, Chordata, Actinopteri, Cypriniformes, Xenocyprididae. Gene Ontology annotation, cellular component: mitochondrial membrane. The coding region runs from base 16 to 507 and encodes 163 amino acids. Gene Ontology annotation, biological process: regulation of heme biosynthetic process. The record is from RefSeq and is a predicted model, not a curated record.
ACGGAUGUACGUCAGAUGCGUACGUUUUCAUUGGCGUUUGUGAUUGUCAGUCAUUAUACGGUCAUAAGGAACUUUACGCAAUUCCAGUCGACCGCCAUACGCACCACAAGGCAAGGACAUCAGGCAGAACAGAACAGACUCAGGCAGCGAGUGUUGAUGAUGGCAGUGGACUGGGCUGGUUAUGGAUACGCAGCACUAGUAGCAUCUGGAGGAGUCAUAGGAUAUGUCAAAGCAGGCAGUGUCCCAUCCCUGGCAGCAGGUCUACUCUUUGGGGGUUUGGCUGGCUUCGGUGCUUACCAGACAUCACAAGAUCCCAAAAAUAUUUGGGUGUCUUUAGCUGCAUCCGGAACACUUGCUGCUAUCAUGGGGAAGAGAUUCUAUAGCUCACGCAAAAUCAUGCCCGCUGGUCUCAUCGCUGGAGCGAGUGCCCUCAUGAACAAACCACAGUUUGGAAAACCCUGGUCUGAAACCUUUCUGUUCUUGGCUUUUAUUAAAAUAACAUUUUAAUUCAUUAACAUUUAAUAAAAUAAAAGACAAAUAAGUCAUUCUCAUGCAUACACAUGCAGACUCCAGCCAAAUGUGUAAAGGGGAAAAUUAUAAUUCUGUUCCUGGACUUCUGAGCACAUUGUUCUACUACAAUAUCAUUCAGCCUGUCUCAUUCCAAUUUUUUUGGAAUCAAUUUUUUUUUUUUUUUGAGAUAUGUAUUAUGGUAUUAGUUAAAAUAGUCACAUGACUGCAGUCAACUUUCAGAAUUUUUUCUAAGGAAAAUCUAAAGGGCAAGUUUACUCACCCUCAUUUAGUUUCAAACCUGUAUGACUUUCUAGCAUUAAUGACACAAAAAACACCAUAAGAAGUAUUAUAAAAGUAGCCCACAUGCCUUAUCUGCUAGACUUCAGUUCUUCUGAAGUCCUCUCAAUAGCUCAGAGAAAGGAACAGACUAAAAUUUGUCUUUUAUAGAGCUUGAAGACAGAAUUUCCAGUUUUGGCUAAACUAUUCCUUUAAAUGUUUG